GCAGCUUGAACGCAUCUUGGGGAGACGACUUGGCCAACAGCAGUUGGACGUCGCACUGGCGGCCCGACUAUUCGACAUCAUUUCCAGCGGGCGGAGACAAGUCUCUUCGUGUCUACGGGCUACCGUGACGAUGACAUUCUCAACACGACUGCCUGCGGAGUUCACGAGCCUCUAUCGGCUCGUUCUACGAGCCAGCGCUGCAUCUGUGUUGAACAAAGGGCCUGCCACGGGAAGAUUGCGAAGCGUUUGGAGACCGGGUUUUGAACGCGCGGCCGGAGUGCUACAUCACCUGCGGGGUACUUCAUUGACUGAAAAUGAACGGACGACUCUGCAGCGGUGGUACAGUGCCUGGGAGGUCCGGAUGGACAAGACGUUGACUUUACUGUCGAGCUCUGCCCGCUCCCGCGGUCUAGCACACCAUGUCACCCGUAACCUGAGCCAACUCAAGUGGUCAUACGACCAAGCACUGAAAUACCACACCCUAUGGAAUCAGAAUAUCCCGAGACCACGGUGGAAGCCAGACCUCCCGCCCGAUCAUAUUCAGUACAAGCCUGCGCCCAUAGUGCCUGGAAGUCCUAUGGACAUCCGAAUGGAUGUGAAGUCUCGCCGACGCCAAAUGAGUGCAGAACUCUGGUAUACUCUCGGUGAGGUCAUCAUGAUGGCUGAGGGCAGAGACGGUUUGUCCCUUGGGAGAAUCAAGACACGGAAGCGGUAAAGGGAUAGAGUUCCGCAGCGGUGGGGCCUCAGGCAAGCAUGCUGCUGAACAGGGCGGGGUGUGUUCUGCGUCAUGGUGGACGAGACUUGUAUCAACAAAUGUUCAUGCAUGAUACGCACGUCCGGUCACCGGUGUAACACCACAGUUGCUGCCUUACCAUGUAGGUCUACCCUACUCGAAUAUCCGUAACACGGCUAGCUUUCGUCUUACAUGUCUUACCUGGCCACGGCACGGGCAUCCGCGCUCUCUGCCUCUAACUAUCGAUAUGUUCUGACGAUCCUCGGUCUGAGAGCCGGAGCAUCCACAUCAAGUAGGCCGCCACCGAAGACAUCGCGUGUGAAACAUUGGUACGCCCAUUCCCGAUUCCCUGC
Molecule: messenger RNA, 1086 nt
Organism: Fomitopsis serialis
Lineage: Eukaryota; Fungi; Basidiomycota; Agaricomycetes; Polyporales; Fomitopsidaceae
Exons: 3
Coding region: 131-715 (194 amino acids)
Source: RefSeq, a predicted model, not a curated record